AUGCUUGAAGAAGCAGCCAUAAUCUUUAUCAGCACGUCGAACUGGAACGGUUGGACGGCGGCGGAAGCAGCAGCGCAGCAGUAGCCUAUACCUAUACCAAAAGUCGCGUACAGGUAUCCAUAAUUCCAUAUUCCACGUGAAUUCGUGAAUUUCCAACAGUCGUGUAGUCGCUUUUUCCAGCACGUUCGUCGGCAUUGAAACUGGUUCGGUUCGGUUAGGUUAGGUACGGUACCGGGUGUGAUCUUUAGAUUGUGCGAUCGUGUGAUCGCGAUCAGUUAGCGAGUGCUUAUCAGUCGUAUAGAGAAUUUACCAAAUACAUACGAGUGACUCGAGAUUUUCUUCCUUUUUUUGCGAGCGGUGAUUUUUCCAAUUUCGUUCAAUUUACUGAUUUGUUUCUUUCGCGAUUAAAAUAUAACAAACUGGUUUCGUAAGGUGUGCGGCACGAUGCGGCCGUUUUUUCUAAUCUCACCCUGCUGACAGUGCAGUAUUUCUACGCGAGCUUAUCGUAGCAACUUUUCAUCGUUACGAGUUGGUUUUUUUGAUCCUCCAGCGUACCGGAUCGAAUAUUAGGCAACAAGCUGGAAAAUUUAACGAAAAAAUGGCUCAUGCCGGGUACAGCACGCUGAUGACGUGGCUCAGUCUACCUCUAUUCGUUUCCAGCGUGCACAAUAAUGAUUGGAAACCAAUGAAAUCUAAAUUAGAUGUGAUUAUAGAGCCGAAUUCAUUGCCGCAAAUGCGUCUUCCAAGCAGAAAAAUAUCUCCCGUCGUAAACUCGUGUUCAUUGUACAAAGCGUCGAUGGAUCAACACACCUUUCAUCAGUAUAUUCAGUACAAACAUCACAUACCAGAUUUACACGAGUUCACUUUAUGCGCGUGGAUUAAAUUAUUCAAUUAUUCCGCAGAUCAUACGAUUUUCUCGUACGGACAACCCCACAAGUCGCAAAUUAUCGGCGCCAAGAUAUCCAACACGCCGAAGAAAACGUGGUAUUCGUUAAUUGUGAAUGGACACACAUUGUACCGCAUUAAUUACCCGGUGAAGUUGUUCAAAUGGUACCACGUAUGUCAAUCGUGGAACGGGAAAACUGGCGAAUGGCAAAUUUGGAUAAAUAGCGAACGAAUAUCCAGAGGGUACUACAAUCUGAUGGUCGGUAAAACGAUUAAAAGCGGAGGAACAGCCAUCUCCGGCCAAGAUCAACUCGAUCACGACGUGACGUUCAGUUUCAAGAAAAGAAGAGUCGGCUUCCAAGGUGAAAUCACGCUAUUACAGUUGUACAAAGCGGCUUUAUCUAAAGGUAAAGCGUACUCGGAUCACAGACACCACCACGGCCAAAGUGACGAAGAUCAUCAAGAACCCACGGCAGAUCCAAACGCCGAAGAUGAUCCUUCCAAAGAGUUAACGACUGAGCACCCGUUUUUGGAAAAUGGUCAACUAAAACCUCGUUUACCAGUGGACGAAUUACUGGCUAAAGAUCCGGCUUCUGCAUUAACCGAUCCUCUGUUCCCUUCCGAUGGUGCGGAUUCGGCAGCGAUGCUUUUAAACUUGAAGGAGACGUCGUUCGAUUCGAGUUUCCCUCAUUUGUUCAAUUUUCCUCGCAACAGAAACGGAGAGAAGAAGUUGAAAUUUGACAACAUUCUUGGAAGAUUGAAACGCAACCUGGAUGACCAUUCUGACCAUUCUUCUGCAACGGCGGCAGCAGAAAAUGACCAAUUUGGUCGACGUCGUUCACUUCAACAAACGAAAUCGGCGAAGAAAUAUCAACCAGAAGACAUAAGACCGGAUUUGGGCGAGAAUAAGAGGGUGCUGAUGUUAAGUCAUCCUCCUACUGGAUUCGAUUCGCAUCUCAGCCUCAACUCUGGCUUUUCACCAUUUUAUUCUGGACCGAAUGCGCAUCCUUAUCACGACACCCACUCUAUAUUCAAAGAAGACUUCUUCAAUCAAGAACGAUUCCCAACUAAACUAGAAUACGAACCUGCCGAAUGGGAGGUUCGUAAAAUUGGCGAAGUUUGUAGCGCUUGCGACGAAGAUCCGUUCCGCAAAGCGAAUGUUUUAUCGUGGCAAGAAACUCCGAAAAAGUUAUUCGCCGGCGCCGAAUAUAUUCCCGCCAUUCCGAAAUGCCAUAUUUUCUAAGUACCAGUCGACUUUCAUCUGAUUUUUAUCUUCCCCCGUGUAUUAUUUAUACUUUUAUUAUGUAAUAUAGGUCAAAAUGUCCUAAUUUCCAAUGUGGAAAUAUCGUUGCGUUCUUUUCUUGUUACGCAAUGCUCAAGACUUUCAAAUUUCAAUAAGGUAAGAUGCAGGAUACAUAUGUACCGAUGCAUACCUAUACGAUUACUUAUUGCAAUAUAUUGCUACUCUCGGUACCUUAGUAAUGUACAGUAGGUACGUAUAGAUAAAUAAGUAAUUAUUGAGAUUCGUUGUUACCUAUUAAAUAAUUCGUUUUUCA
Molecule: messenger RNA, 2441 nt
Organism: Planococcus citri (citrus mealybug)
Lineage: Eukaryota; Metazoa; Arthropoda; Insecta; Hemiptera; Pseudococcidae
Exons: 7
Coding region: 599-2128 (509 amino acids)
Source: RefSeq, a predicted model, not a curated record